CACGUGCGGCGAGCACGCGCCGCAGCAUCAUCACCAGCCUCAUCCGGAGCGGCGGCGGCGGCGGCGAGCGAAACCUAUGACAUCACUUCGUCCUCAUCCGAUUGGCUGAAGGUCAAGGACUCGCGAGCCGGUCCUCAGCGCACCUCGCGGCGAUCUUCGGGUGUCUGGGAGCGAUCCGAGCGUCCGCCGAGGUACCCGCGCUUGACGCAGACGCGCAUCCCCGCGAUGGCAGAGAGCGAGGCCGAGACGCCGAGCACCCCCAUCGAGUACGAGAGCAAAUACUUCGAGCACCACGGCGUGAGGCUCCCCCCGUUCUGCAGGGGGAAGAUGGAGGAGAUCGCCAACUUCUCGCUCAGGAACAGCGACAUAUGGAUUGUCACCUAUCCCAAAUCAGGGACCAGUCUGCUGCAGGAACUGGUAUAUCUCGUGAGCCAGGGAGCUGACCCGGACGAGAUUGGACUCAUGAAUAUCGAUGAGCAGCUGCCUGUUCUGGAGUAUCCCCAACCGGGUUUGGACAUCAUACAGGAGUUGACAUCCCCGCGCCUGAUCAAGAGCCACCUGCCGUACCGCUUCCUCCCCAUGGCCCUGCAUAAUGGCGAGUCCAAGGUGAUUUACAUGGCCAGGAAUCCCAAGGAUCUGGUGGUGUCAUACUACCAGUUCCACCGCUCGCUGAGGACCAUGAGCUACAGGGGAACCUUCCAGGAGUUCUGCCGCAGGUUCAUGAAUGAUAAGCUGGGUUACGGCUCCUGGUUCGAACACGUGCAGGAAUUCUGGGAGCACCGCAUGGACUCCAACGUGCUCUUCCUGAAGUAUGAGGACAUGUACAAGGACCUGGCCACUGUGGUGGAGCAGCUGGCACGGUUCCUGGGCAUCUCCUGUGACAAGGCCCAGCUGGAGGCCAUGGUGGAGAGCUGUCAGCAGCUGAUAGAGCAGUGCAGCGACUCGGAGGCCCUGUCCAUCUGCAGAGGGCGCGUGGGCUUGUGGAAGGACAUCUUCACAGUGUCAAUGAACGACAAGUUUGAUGCGGUCUACAAGCAGAAGAUGGGCAAGUCAGACCUGACCUUUGACUUCAGCCUGUGAGGUGGGGGAGAUGACGCAUAACCCUGAGAGCACCUCACGCCAUACUGUGUGUGUCCACCGUACCCCCACCCUGCCCACAGGCUGCCCCCGCAAUGCACACCACACCUACAGGGUGUCCCCUUCACUCUCAGCCUAUGUUAACCUCCUUAUUAUAAUCAAACACAUGUCGUGCUAUCAUUAUUUGCCUUAUGUAUUUAUGUACGUAUGUAUAUACGGUACAGUUUAUUGUAUAAAUCAAUGGCUCAGCCCUGAAUUACAAUCUUGACUCAGUGAUGUCACAAGUGUUUCACAGAUCCUUUGCCUUUCAGAUUCAGAUUCUCGGUCACACCACACUGGACCUCGAAAGCACAGUAGUGCUGUGAUAUUUCAGCAACACAGUAGUGGGGAUACAAUGCAGGAAAAGUCAUGUCUCAGCCAGGAAAUCAUCUCAGGGCUCGCCUGUUCGGAGACACAAACCUGAGCUAAAGCGACGUCGCUCUCAGGCACGGCCGUGAACCCUGAACCUCCCGCCAUGCCCGCACGUGCUCACGAUGUUAAGUUUGCUGCUGGCACAAUUUGGGGGCAGUUUUCACUACUGUGGUUUUUCCUCAAAUGUUCUUGGUAUCUAUGAAGGUGAAGACAUGAGUUCAAUUAAGGACCAUAUUUAGCAGGCCCAUUUGGGCUGAUAAAGCCUUCUUUCAGUUUGCAUGUUCAAGGUUUGAAUUAGACUAUUACGUCAACCAGUUGAAUUUAAGCAAACAGGUACCUGCGUGCGCCAUUUCACGAGCAGGUAAUUACCACGGUUUCACAACAAGAUAGCGUGUUUGUACUCACCGCCCCAUCCAAUACCGUAGUCAUUAGCCUUACAGACAAUCCUCUGCCCUUCUGCUCUCCACAACCUACUGGAGGGUCUUUAUUUCACUCCAUUAGCGGUGAUGGAUUCAGACUGCCACUGAGGGUAAAGAAAAACAACUGUGCUUAAUGUGCAUUGCUGAACAAAAGAAAAGAAAAAAAAAAUUGCCACACAUAACCAGAAACAAAGACAGGAAGACUAGUAGAUGUUUGUGCACUGUCCAACCUCAAGGUGUAGCUUCUUUGAUUUUACCAUAUUGCCAGUGUAAGUUCACGUUACAUCUUCUUCAACCCUGCAUUGAAUCCAAGCAGCGAGAAAAAGCAAUCCCGUCCACAUCGCACAUCUGGACAGUCAUGAAUGUUUUUAAUUCUAUCGAUGUACAAAGCUUAGCUAUUCUAAAUAUGUGGCAUUUUAAAUGGCAUGGCUAUACUUCCUUGGUUACUUUGGUGUAUUCUAUAGGCAUACCACGGUUUGAGUUCUAUUUUUAUAUUGUUUAUGGUUAAUUGUACAAAUUCCAAAGCACUGUAAUGUCCAUGCUUGCUUGCUG
Scleropages formosus (Asian bonytongue) is the source of this 2459-nucleotide messenger RNA. RefSeq names its product sulfotransferase family 4A, member 1 (gene sult4a1). Gene Ontology annotation, molecular function: sulfotransferase activity. The transcript has 7 exons. NCBI's taxonomy places the organism in Eukaryota, Metazoa, Chordata, Actinopteri, Osteoglossiformes, Osteoglossidae. Bases 226 to 1080 code for a protein of 284 amino acids. The record is from RefSeq and is a predicted model, not a curated record.